Molecule: messenger RNA, 2034 nt
Organism: Psilocybe cubensis
Lineage: Eukaryota; Fungi; Basidiomycota; Agaricomycetes; Agaricales; Agrocybaceae
Exons: 23
Coding region: 1-2034 (677 amino acids)
Molecular function (GO): oxidoreductase activity, acting on CH-OH group of donors; flavin adenine dinucleotide binding
Source: RefSeq, a predicted model, not a curated record
AUGGGUCAUCCUGAUGAAGUCGACGUGAUUGUAUGUGGUGGUGGUCCAGCAGGAUGCGUUACGGCUGGUCGCUUGGCUUAUGCAGACCCUAGUCUGAAGGUCAUGCUUAUUGAAGGUUCACCAUAUCUUCCUUUUUAUCUCGAACUUGUAUUAAUGGAAAGACAGGCGGUGCAAACAACCGUGAUGACCCUUGGGUUUAUCGACAACAGUCCUGGUAUUUUCGUGAAGAACAUGCAAAGGGAUGGAGUCAACGACAAGGCCACAUUUUACGUUGAUACAAUGCAAUCAUCUUAUCUGCGCGGGCGCCAGAGCAUUGUUCCAUGUGCAAACAUCCUAGGUAUGAAAUCUCAUUUCAUUGAACGUGAUUCUCACCGAGUUGACACCCUCUUCAGGCGGAGGAAGCAGAUGUACACGAGGGCUUCUGGGUCAGAUUGGGGUCAGAGUUUAUUUAACCGUGUGGUAUCAAUGAUUUCUGACGCUGUAUUGAAGAUGACUUCAAGACUCCUGGUUGGACUGCCAAAGCUCGAGAACUACCAGAAGCCAGUUAACAACGACACUCACGGAUACGACGGACCAAUCGCGAUCAGCAAUGGUGGAACUAUCACCGCUCUUGCCCAAGAUUUUUUGAGGGCAUCUGACUGUGUUGGCCUCCCUUUCAGCGACGAUCUCCAGGACCUCGACACCGCCCACGCCACUGAAAUCUGGGCUAAAUACAUCAACCGACACACCGGAAGGCGUAGUGAUGCCGCCACUGCUUAUGUGCACAGCGUCAUGGACGUCCAGACCAACCUGUACCUCCGCACCAACUCGCGAGUGUCUCGCGUCAUCUUCGAGGGCACCAAGGCCGUUGGCGUUGCAUACGUCCCAGCCAGGAAUCGCGCCCACCAAGGUCAGCUCAGAGAGACCAUCGUUCGUGCACGCAAGAUGGUCGUCCUCAGCAGUGGCACCCUCGGAACACCCCAGAUCCUCGAACGCUCCGGUGUCGGAAGCAAGGAGUUGUUGGAAAAACUCGGCUUGAAGGUCGUCAGUGACCUUCCAGGAGUCGGUGAGGAGUACCAGGAUCAUUACACUACCCUUUCCAUCUACCGUGUCUCCAACGAAAGCCACACUCUAGACGACUUCUUGCGCGGCGACAAGGAAGUGCAGAAGGAGAUGCGCCCGACCGAGGCCGAACUCAAGGAGAUGGGUCCUGAAUUCAACGAGCUCUGGGACAGGUAUUUCAAGGACAAGCCAGACAAGCCAGUCAUGUUUGGUUCCAUCGUGUCUGCGGCCUAUGCCGAUCACUCUCUCCUUCCUCCUGGCAAAUACAUCACCAUGUUCCAAUACCUCGCUGAUACCCCUUCUCACCCUGUAAUAUCCCAGGAAUAUCCUGCGAGUCGUGGAAAGAUCCACAUUAGCUCUCCCGACCCAUACAAGGCACCAUUCUUCGACAGUGGUUUCAUGAACAACAAGGCCGACUUUGCUCCAAUUCGCUGGAGUUACAAGAAGACGAGGGAAAUUGCCAGGCGAAUGGACGCUUUCCGUGGCGAGCUCACCUCCCACCACCCACGUUUCCACCCAGCCUCUCCUGCUGCCUGCAGGGAUAUUGACAUCAGGACGGCGAAAGAGAUGCUCCCCAACGGCUUCACCGUCGGAAUCCACAUGGGAACCUGGCACAAGCCCGGUGAUGUCUUCAACGCCGAGAAGGUCCAUGAAGAUAUUGUUUACAGCGAGGAGGAUGACAAGGCCAUCGAUGAAUGGAUUGCUGACCACGUCGAGACUACCUGGCACAGUCUUGCUAUGAAACCAAGAGAGGAGGGCGGUGUUGUCGAUGGCCGUCUCAACGUUUUCGGAACCGAGAACUUGAAGUGUGUCGACUUGAGUAUCUGCCCGGAUAACUUGGGCACGAACACGUACUCAUCUGCACUUCUCGUCGGUGAGAAGGGCGCUAGUUUGAUCGCAGAGGAACUAGGCCUCACAAUCAGAAUUCCUCACGCUCCCGUGCCUCACGCCCCCAUUCCCAAGGGCGUCCCUGCCACUCAGCAAGUUCGCUGA